Lodderomyces pseudojiufengensis is the source of this 1161-nucleotide messenger RNA. RefSeq names its product Kar4p (gene KAR4). Gene Ontology annotation, molecular function: mRNA binding. The coding region runs from base 1 to 1161 and encodes 386 amino acids. NCBI's taxonomy places the organism in Eukaryota, Fungi, Ascomycota, Pichiomycetes, Serinales, Debaryomycetaceae. The transcript has a single exon. Gene Ontology annotation, cellular component: nucleus; RNA N6-methyladenosine methyltransferase complex. The record is from RefSeq and is a predicted model, not a curated record.
AUGUAUACAUACAACAAAUUCGGAACUAGAUCAACCACAUCAAAUGUAAACAAAGUUUCUAAGACACCAUCUUCUUCAUCAUUAUCAUCUUUAAAUUCAUCCAUAGUUAAAAAGGAAAACAAAAAAGAUUUUAUUUCAUCAUCAACUAACCAAAAUUUGCAACCAAUUAAUUAUAAUAACAAUUAUAUACAUACAGGUCAAUAUGCAACUAAUUUUGUUAGAAAUGUUAUAAAUCCAUUAGAUGGUUAUCCAAAAUUACAAAGAUUACAUCAAUUAAAAAAAGAACAAAUUGCUAAACAUGCAACAAAACCAUUUGGAGUAAGAUGCCCAACAAAUAAAAUUGUUUCAACAUUAAAUCAAUGGAUUGAUGAAUAUGAUUUAAAAUUUGAUGUUAUUAUGAUUGGAGCAUUAACUGAAAAUCAAUUUAUAUUACCAAUAUUAGAAAAAUUACCAUUAAAUAAAUUAUGUUCAAAACCUGGUUUUUUAUUUAUUUGGUCAACAAGUCAAAAAAUAAAAGAAUUAACUUUAUUAUUAAAUAAUGAAAAUUUUAAUAAAAAAUUUAGAAGAUCAGAAGAAUUAGUAUUUUUACCAAUAAAUGAAAAAUCUCCUUAUUAUCCAAAUAGUUCAGAUAUUGAUGAUCAUAAAUUUAAUUUAUUUGAAAAACAACAAUGGCAUUGUUGGAUGUGUAUUACUGGUACAGUUAGAAGAUCAACUGAUAAUGAUUUAAUUCAUUGUAAUAUUGAUACUGAUUUACAAAUUGAAAAUUAUCAAGAAACAUCUAAAAGAGGUAAAGAAGCUUGUCCAAAUCAAAUGUAUCAAAUUGCUGAAAAUUUUUCAAAUUCAAAUAAAAGAUUACAUAUAAUUCCAUCAAAUUUAGGUCCUGAUACUCAUGUCAAAUUACGUCCUGGUUGGGUUAUAAUGGGACCAGAUGUUAUGUUAAAUAAUUUUGAUCCAAUUAAAUAUAAUGAACAAUUAAGUUUGAAAUCAUUUAUAAAAUAUAAACAAAAUAAUAAUACUUCAAUAAAUGGUAGAAAUGUAGGUGAUGAAUUGAUAAGAAAUGGAUCAAAUGGUCAAUCAAUACAAUAUUUAGUUCCUCAAACUGAUGAAAUUGAAGAUUUAAGACCUAAAAGUCCAAUUAAUCAAGGUAAAACCACUAAGUAA